CACAAUUAUUUUGAUCAAAUAACUUAAAUAAAGAGCCAAUAAUUGAGAACGCAACGCAGCCCCGGGGAAAAUGCUGAUUCACACUUCAGAACAGAAGGUGGCGGUAAUGCACCAAUAAGCUGGAUGCCAACCGCCGUUAAAACUAAAGAAGAAGAAGAAAACCUCGCUCUAACAGCACCACAACACAAACACAGGGGAAUAUGGGGAAAUGUAAAUAUAACGAAGCGUGGAUGGAUAAAAUUUCUUUCCGUCAUUGGUUAAAACCUGUGGUAGAGAACGUUUUUGAGGCUUACUGCACCGUGUGCAAGAAGAGGAUUCAACUCGGAACAAUGGGAGUGAAGGCGUUAGACUCUCAUGCCAAAUCGACCAAGCACAUGAAGUAUGUCCGAGGAAAGGAACAAACUCCUUCCAUCACCGCCGGGUUCCCACCAGCUAGCCACCUAGCUGCUAGUGCUCUUGCAGCCCCUCCUGCUACGACCACAGCUAACGUUAACGUUAGAGUCGAUCUACGCACGUCUUUCGGGUCCACGCCAACGCUGAAAGCAGAGGUGCUGUGGACUCUUCACACCAUCGCCAAACACCAGUCCUACAAUGGAAACGAGGGUAUUUCAGAGCUUUUCAAGUGCAUGUUCCCCGACUCCGACAUCGCCAGCACCUUUACUUGUGGUGCCGACAAAACGGCUUACAUAGCCAAGUUUGGGUUAGCCAUUCACAUCAAAGAUGAACAAAUCGCCGUUUGUUCUGAUGUUUGAUGAGAGCCUCAAUGAGAUUACGAAAACCAAGCAGCUGGAUGUGCACGUCCGCUUCUGGGAUGAGGGACAGGUUCAUUCAAGAUAUCUGGGCUCCCAGUUUAUGGGACACUCCACUGCACAGGACUUGCUGUCCCACCUCAAAGAAUGCAUGGACAAACUGGACCUCAGGGGCUUGGUGUCCCUCUCAUUGGAUGGGCCCAGUGUGAACUGGAAACUGUUCGAUCUUUUCCAGAAAGAACAAGCUAAACAGUACGGAGAUGAGGAGUUUAUAAUGCUAUUACUAAACGUGUGUGAGUGAGUGUGUUUAUGUGAUCCACUGUUGUAUUAAUUUGGUUUCUAAUAUCAAGUUUUGCAAUGAAACCCUCAGGUGUUCAGCUUGUUUGUGUGGGGAGCUGUGGCCUGCACACGCUACACAACACGUUCAAGUGUGGGUUCACUGCAUGGCAGCUGGACAAGUUGCUUAGAGCAAUGCACACAUUGUUCCACAAUGUGCCCGCCAGGAGAGAGGAUUACAUCACAGUAACAAAGUCCAGUGUGUUCCCCCUGUCCUUCUGUGCCCAUCGUUGGGUGGAAAACCUACCUGUUGUCGAGAGAGCCCUUGUAGUCUGGCCAUCACUGCUCCUGUACAUGGAGGCUGUGAAAACGAAGAAACUCCCGAACCCUGGAACCGCAUCCUAUGACACCGUUGAAGCAGCCAUGAAGGAUCCUCUCAUAUUGGCGAAACUGCAGUUCUACACGGCACUAGACAGGACCGUCACUCCUUUCCUGAAAAAAUAUCAAACGGAUGAGCCUGUGCUGCCAUUCCUCUCCAAGGACCUGACCGAGUUGAUGAUGAGUCUACUCAGACGCUUCAUCAAGAGAGAAGUCCUCCACGACAUCACUGCCCUGCAGCUGACCAAACUGGAUGUCACAGACAAGACCAUCUGGCUCAGCCCACAAGACAUCAGCAUUGGUCUAAGUGCCGAGUCAGUCCUUAAGGGGAUGUCAUUCUCCAACAGUUUGACAGUCUCCUGUCCUUGGAGAGCCGAAGUGAGGACUUCCUCUCCUUUCCUCCCAUGCAGAAGAGGCUGGACCUCUUCCUGAGCAGUGUCCUCAGGGAGCCCUAUCCCGAACUGUGGGCCUUCUGCAAGAAGCUACUCAUCCUCUCCCACGGCCAAGCUACGGUUGAGAGAGGAUUCUCUAUCAACAAAGAGGUGGAGUUCGACAACAUACAAGAGGACACUGUGGUCACAUGGAGGCUGGUGUGUGAUUACAUCAUGCAACAUGGAGGUGUUACCCAGGUUCCACUCACUAAAGAGCUACUGGCAAGUGUAGCAGCAGCCAGGGCCAGAUAUCGGGUCCAUCUCGACACAGAGAGAAAGAAGAGGGAGGCAGAAGCCCAGGCUCUUAAGAGGAAGGGAGCGGAGGACCAACUUCAGGAGCUAAGGGGGAAAAGGAGACGCCUACAAGAGGUAUCUGAGGGUCUGGCCAGGGAUGUGGACAGGCUGGCAGAGGAGGCUGAGGGGAAGGCAGGGAGUAAGAUGGCUGACCUAAUCACAAGGUCCAACCUCCUGAGGAGAGGCCAUAAGGAGAAGUUGGCGGAACUGGCUGUCCUUGACAAAGAGAUUACUGCCAAGAGUGCAGAGCUUAGGAGUUGACUUUGUUUCUGAUGUUCAUUGUUUAUUUUGUUAAUAGCUGGUUGGGGAAGAGUCUCCCCUGUUCUAUUCUGCAAUGAGGUGACACCCCCUCAUCUUUACACAACCACAGAUUUUUUAAUUUAUUUUUUAUUUUUAUUUAACCUGUACAGGAGUGCUGUGGACUGCUAUUUUGAUGAAUAA
Epinephelus moara (kelp grouper) is the source of this 2569-nucleotide messenger RNA. RefSeq lists its product as uncharacterized. The record is from RefSeq and is a predicted model, not a curated record. Lineage: Eukaryota; Metazoa; Chordata; Actinopteri; Perciformes; Serranidae. Bases 1107 to 1835 code for a protein of 242 amino acids. The transcript is spliced from 6 exons.